CUCGGUUCGUCGUCGGACGGACUCUUCUGCCCGGAUGCAUCCAGCUUCCGAUGACCAUUUCCCCAUCUCGACGCCCAAGAGGCAGCGGACCACGGCUGCCAAUGGCGCCGUGAAUGGGCAUGCGGAAGGGGAGCGAUCCCCUGACGCGACCCCCUCGAAGCGAGUGAAGUCGACACCUCAAAAACCCACCGCCGAGACGCCUGCGACCCUGAAGGCGUCGGGACUCAAGACCCCGACACACAAGUCAAGAGCAAAGGCUCUCUUUUCGACUCCUACGAAACCAGCGGCCGUUCCAUCGCCCUCGAAAGCCCGCGCGGACCGAUCCGCCAAGAAGAAGAGCGCCCGCCUUCUGCUCGAACAGGAUGACGACGAUAUCUGGGACGGGGCCGACCGUCUGGCGGAGGAGAUCCUGGAAGACGACGAGGUCCCUGGAAAGGCCGCGGACACGAACGGCGUCGUCAAGUCCGUCGAGGACGCCGCAGAGCCAGCGGGCGAUACAGCACCCACGCCUAAACGUCGCGCAGGCCGACCGAAAGGCGCAAAGAACAAGCGCUCGCCCACUCCCGAGGGCGAGCUCCCGGCCCAUGAGCGAUACUUCUUCCAGAACCGCGCCGGACCGCCUCGUACAUCGAACCACAAUCUCAACAAAAUGACCCUGUUGACGCACGAGGAGUAUUUCGAUAAGAUGGCACAAUACGUGGACCCAUACAAACAGGAGAAAUCAUUCCUGCUGGAUCUGCAUUACCGGUCCUUCCCCCAGUGGAACUUCGAAUUCGACCAGGGCUUCAACAUCUGCCUCUACGGCUACGGCUCCAAGCGGCGUCUGAUGCAGGGGUUCGCGGACUGGAUGUACCACCAGCAUGGCUCUGCAUCGCCGUCCGUGGUGGUGGUCAACGGCCACACGCCCAACAUCUCGAUCCGGUCCAUCUUCGCGACGAUUGUCACCGCCGUCUUGGGGGCCGAUAUCCCAUCCAAGAUGGGCUCCCAGCCGCAAGAAGUCCUGGAACUGCUGCAAUCCGUCCUGAAGUCCCGGGCGUCGCAAACACCCAUCACCGUCCUGAUCAACUCGAUCGAUGCCCCGGCUCUCCGCCGCGCCACCAGCCAAGCCCUUCUCGCCCGCCUGGCCGCAACCCCCAGGAUCCACCUCCUCGCGACAGCAGACACCCCGAACGUCCUGCUGAUGUGGGAUCUGAGCCUGCGCGACCAAUUCAACUUCGUCUUCCACGACUGCACGACGUUCGCGCCCUUCGACACCGAGCUCGACGUUGUCGAAGACGUCAACUCCCUUCUCGGCCGCAAGGGCCAGCGCGUCGGCGGCAAGGAGGGCGUCGAAUUCGUCCUGAAGAGUCUCCCCGAGAACGCGCAGAACCUAUACCGGCUGCUCCUGACCGAGCUGUCGUCCAUGGCGAACGAAGACCACAUGUCUGACGACGACAUGGACGGCGGCGGCGGCGGUGGUGGCAACGAGGGCAACCGGGAGGAAGCGGGCAUCGAGUUCCGGCUGCUGUACCAGCGGGCAGCGGAGCAGUUCAUCGCGUCGUCGGAGAUGACGUUCCGAACGCUGCUGAAGGAGUUCCACGACCACCAGAUGAUCACGUCGCGGAUGCAUACCAGCGGGAUGGAGAUCCUGGGCGUGCCGUUGUCGCGCGAGGAGAUGGAUGGUCUUUUGGAAGAUCUGGUGCUGAGCUGAUGCCGAUUCAAGACUGGUCGGUUGCAUGAAUGAUACCCUAUAAUUGUACAACAAGAUAAUGGCACAUGGC
This is a messenger RNA of Aspergillus heteromorphus CBS 117.55, 1760 nucleotides long. RefSeq names its product origin recognition complex subunit 2. Lineage: Eukaryota; Fungi; Ascomycota; Eurotiomycetes; Eurotiales; Aspergillaceae. Gene Ontology annotation, molecular function: DNA replication origin binding. The transcript has 2 exons. Gene Ontology annotation, biological process: DNA replication. Bases 35 to 1690 code for a protein of 551 amino acids. The record is from RefSeq and is a predicted model, not a curated record. Gene Ontology annotation, cellular component: nucleus; nuclear origin of replication recognition complex.